AUGGAAACGAGAGUACCCCAAUCUGGGACUAUGAACAAAGCUAUUCUUUCUCGAUAUUUAGCAUUACCGCAACCAGACAAUAAGGUCUUAGCUACCUACAUUUGGAUUGAUGGUACUGGAGAAAAUCUUCGAGCUAAAACUCGAACACUUGAUCAAGAACCAAAGUUACCAGAAGAAAUACUGUGGUGGAAUUUUGAUGGUUCAUCAACCGGACAAGCUGAAGGUUCAAAUUCAGAUGUCUACCUUAAACCGGUAGCUAUAUUUAAAGACCCAUUUAUGCUCGGUCGAAACAAAUUAGUUAUGUGUGAAACAUACAAAUGCAAUAACGAACCAACCGCUACAAACAAACGAUUCAAGUGUGUAGAAGCGAUGACAUUAGCAAGUGAUCAAAUUCCAUGGUUUGGUAUUGAACAAGAAUAUACACUUUUAGAUCGUGAUGGAUGGCCAUUUGGAUGGCCAAAAGGUGGAUUUCCACAUCCACAAGGUCCAUAUUAUUGUGGUGUGGGUGCAACUCAAGCACUUGGUCGUGAUGUUGUUGAAGCACAUUAUAAAGCAUGUUUAUAUUGUGGAAUUAACAUCAGUGGUACUAAUGCUGAAGUAAUGCCAGCUCAAUGGGAAUAUCAAGUUGGUCCAUGUGAAGUUCGUAUCGCCGAAGAAUUUGGCGUCCAAGUUAGUUUAAAUCCAAAACCUAUUCCUGGUGAUUGGAAUGGUGCUGGAUGUCAUACUAAUUUUUCAACAUUAGCUAUGCGUGAACCUAAUGGCAUAAAAGAUAUUGAUGAAGCUAUUGCAAGACUUAAAGCUCGUCAUAAGACACAUAUCGCUGUGUAUGGUAAAGGAAAUGAACGACGAUUAACUGGACGACAUGAAACAGCAAGUAUUAAUCAAUUUAAUGCUGGUAUUGCAAAUCGUGGUGCAUCAAUUCGAAUACCUCGUCAAGUUGGUGAAGAAAAAUGUGGUUAUUUAGAAGAUCGUCGUCCAGCAUCAAAUUGUGAUCCAUAUGCUGUUACAGACAUUAUUGUGCGUACUAUAUGUCUUGGUGAAAAAGAUAUACCAGAAGAACCAACAUUACCACCAAGAAAACCAACCACGGAAAAAGAAUGA
Molecule: messenger RNA, 1101 nt
Organism: Rotaria sordida
Lineage: Eukaryota; Metazoa; Rotifera; Eurotatoria; Philodinida; Philodinidae
Source: the annotation of a GenBank genome assembly